Molecule: messenger RNA, 1860 nt
Organism: Geodia barretti
Lineage: Eukaryota; Metazoa; Porifera; Demospongiae; Tetractinellida; Geodiidae
Source: the annotation of a GenBank genome assembly
UUUGUAGUCGGCACCGCCGGCCAUGUCGAUCACGGUAAGUCCACACUCGUACAGGCGUUGACGGGCAUAGACCCAGACCGCCUCAAGGCCGAGAAAGAGCGGGGGAUGACCAUUGACCUCGGCUUCGCCUGGCUACAGCUGCCGAGCGGCAACGAGGUCAGCAUCGUCGACGUUCCCGGUCACGAGCGGUUCGUAAACAACAUGCUGGCCGGGGUCGGCGGCAUCGACCUUGCGCUCCUGGUUGUGGCGGCAGACGAGGCUGUCAUGCCCCAGACCCGGGAGCAUCUGGCCAUACUGGACCUUCUCCACGUGAACUGUGGAGUCGUCGCGGUGACCAAGAGGGACCUCGUCGAUGAAGACUGGCUGGAGCUCGUCAUGGCGGACGUCGAGGAGCUGAUGGAGGGGACGGCCCUCGAAGGCUCUCCCGUGAUUGCGGUAUCGGCCGUGACCCAGGAAGGGAUCGACGACCUGGUCUCUACCAUCGACUCUCUGCUUCAGCAGACGGAGCCCAAGCGCGACCUCGGCCGCCCGCGCUUGCCGAUUGACCGCUCGUUCGCGAUGUCCGGGUUCGGAACGGUUGUCACAGGCACGCUGAUCGACGGCGCCCUUGACGUCGGACAGGAGGCCGAUCUCGUCCUGUCAGGUCGGAAGACCCGAGUCAGGGGCCUGCAGGCGCAUCGAAAGAGGCUCGAUCACGCCGAGCCCGGCCGCAGGGUGGCAGCGAACCUGGCAGGCGUGCCGCACGACGGCAUUACAAGGGGCGAGGUGUUGACUACGCCCGGCUGGCUCUCGCCGACUAUGGCUGUCGAUGUACGCCUGCGAGUGCUCGACCAGGCACCCGGGCACCUCAAACACAACAUGCACGUCACGCUUCACACCGGGAGCAGCGAGGUCGUCGGCAGGCUCAGGCUCCUGGAGGGCGACCGGAUAGAGCCCGGGGCGGCCACUUGGGCCCAGAUCAAGCUCGGCUCACCUGUGGCGGCGGCCAGAGGCGACUACUUCGUAAUCAGGUCCAACCAGACGACACUCGGCGGCGGCAGCAUCGUCGAGACCCAUGCGAAGCGCCACCGCCGCAGCUACGCACCCACCCUCAAGCGGCUGUCUAUCAUGGAUGAGGGUUCAGACAGGGAGGUGUUGCUAGCCACGAUCGCCUCGUCCGAACCCGCCGAGUUCACGUCGGUCGUCAACCGUGCCAACCUCCAACCAGCGGCGGCCAGAACAGCGCUCAAGGCGAUGGCCGGGGAGAGGCUGGUCGUGGUCGUGGGCGUGCGGCCGCCGGGGCCUGGUGUGCGGAUGUACACUGGCGCGGGCUGGGCCGCCGCAGCCGCCCGGGCACGCGAGUUCCUGGACGAUUAUCACCGGCAAUUCCCCCUAAGGACAGGGGCGCCCAAGGAGGAGCUCCGGAGCAGAAUGGGAAUGACCCCUCAGAUCUUCAACGAUGUGAUGCCACGGCUAAGGGACGAGGGAGUGCUGGCCGAGGAGGGCACGCUCGUGCGCGCCGCGGAUCACCAGCCCGGCCUUACCGAGGAAGACCAGAAGAUCACCCAGGCAUACAUAGAACUGUUGGAGGCAUCUCCCUAUUCCCCUCCUUCGGACUCCGGUAUCGAUGCGGAGCUGCUGAACCUGCUGGCGGACCAGGGAAGGGUCGUGAAAGCAAGUGACAGCAUCGUGUUCGCCGCCUCCGCAUACAACGAAAUGGCUGAUAGAAUAUCCGCGCACAUCAAGGAGCGAGGCGAGAUCACGGUCGCGGACGUCAGGGACAUGUUCGGUACGAGCCGAAAGUACGCCCUCGCGAUCAUGGACUACCUCGACCAUCAGCGCAUAACCCGCCGCGUGGGAGACGCCAGAGUCCUGCGUUAG